UAUUUCAGGAGAAAUGCCAAACAGUGCAUCGUUGGACAUUAACACCAAUGAAGCAGUACGUGGAGCGACAGACCUUUGCUUCAUGGUCUUGGCCAUUAAGAUGUGUAUGAGCAAACGGUUCAACAAAGUCCCGGAGAGCCCUAAGGAUAUGAGGCUUAAAAGCUUUUGGUUGGAGGGAGUGAAUAAAAUAUCAGAAAACACGGCCCUUCCAAAGAGUUUUGAUAAAAGCAAAGAGACUGACGUCAUCAUUCACGGAUACUUGGUAGAUUCGUCACUUCCGGAGAUAAAGGAUCUAGCAUCCUCAUUGAAAAAAAGACAGCACAAUGUCCUUCUGGUUGACUGGGGAAGAGGAGCCAGCAUUAACUAUGCUCAGUCUGCCUCUAAUGUACAGACUGUUGGGGCAUAUGUGUUCCAAAUUCUGAACAAGAACAAGAUUCCCUGGGACAAGGUCCACAUCAUAGGUCAGGGGUUAGGAGCACAUGCGGCUGCGGAGGCAGGGAAGCUCUCCAAAGGAAAAAUAGGGCGCAUCACUGGAUUGGACCCAGCAAGUCCCUUGUUUGAAAACUCUACGUUUGCAAUUAACAAAGGAAGUGCCCAGUUUGUGGACAUCAUCCAUACAGACGCUAGACCUUUUGGUUAUGGAAUGAGAAGACCAUGUGGCCAUCUGGACAUCUACGUCAAUGGCGGAAGGCGGCAACCAGGGUGCACCUAUAACCCGAAAAAACCCGUCAGGAUCCAUAAGCUUAAAAAGGCGACUUUUGGAAAAGCCUGUGGACAUCUAAAAGCAGUGGCGUACUACGUAGAAUCUAUUAGAGACAACUGUAAGUUAAGAGCCUGUGAAUGUACCUUUAAGAAAUUUCUGGCAUCCAAAUGUAGCCGUACCAAGUGUGUGUUCUGGGGGUACGACACCACUAAAGGCGCCAAGGGAACAUACUACGGUGUAACCGCCACAGCCUUCCCGUACUGUAGAACUGAUGGUUCUGAGUAAGCUAUGUGGAAAA
Messenger RNA from Saccostrea cuccullata (small rock oyster), 1001 nucleotides. RefSeq names its product pancreatic triacylglycerol lipase-like. Lineage: Eukaryota; Metazoa; Mollusca; Bivalvia; Ostreida; Ostreidae. Bases 14 to 988 code for a protein of 324 amino acids. Gene Ontology annotation, molecular function: lipase activity. The record is from RefSeq and is a predicted model, not a curated record. Gene Ontology annotation, biological process: lipid catabolic process. The transcript has 6 exons.